Phyllopteryx taeniolatus (common seadragon) is the source of this 2147-nucleotide messenger RNA. RefSeq lists its product as uncharacterized. Gene Ontology annotation, biological process: mitochondrial electron transport, cytochrome c to oxygen. NCBI's taxonomy places the organism in Eukaryota, Metazoa, Chordata, Actinopteri, Syngnathiformes, Syngnathidae. The transcript is spliced from 3 exons. The record is from RefSeq and is a predicted model, not a curated record. Bases 115 to 729 code for a protein of 204 amino acids. Gene Ontology annotation, cellular component: mitochondrion.
CGAUCAUGUUAAACAAAAUGAUCAUACUGAGUUGUAGUCGCUGUAUUGAGGCAGAAACUAAUGGUUGGCUGAGGCUUUGUUAGCUUAACGUCAAGGCUGAGCUAGUAUCCCUUGAUGGGCUACAGUGAGGGUGAGGAGGCGGAGGAGGAGGGGUGCUAUGGCUGCUCAGCGGAAUCCUCGCUUAAAAGUGCUUUACCGGCGAAAGCAAAACGUCCCGAGUCGGCAGCGAGCUCAUUUCCCCAAGAAUGGUUCGAAAGCGCCGCUGACGAGAGGACUCCCGCAGACCGCAGCCGUGUAAGUGGUAGCAUAUCUCGGCGCAGGAGGCUAAAGUAUAUUUAUUUACACAAGGCUGUGGAAUUGACUCCUCCCAGGAUGAGGAUUGGGAAUUGCGUCAAAGUGUGUCUUCGUAAUCUCACGGGAAGUGGGGAAGAAUGUCAAGAGCAACACUUGUCCCAAGUAGAGAAAACUGAGCUGAGCAGAAAGAUGUUCUCCGCUCUUCAGGCACGUUCACUGAGGGUCUCCAAAGUGAUGAAAGCCUUCCAGCAGGAUCACAGGUCAAUCAUCCAGCACAAGCCACCUAAAGACAAGAUCGGGCCAGUGUCUGCGUUCGCCAUAGGCGUGUUUGCUGUGACUCUGCUGGCCCCAGCUGGAUGGAUUUUGCACCAUAUCCCACACUACCGUCAGAGAACAUCUGCACAACACCGCAACUGUGGAGCUCCUUGCAAUUAGGACAAUUAAGUAUUUGGACAAUGACAAGAGUUUUUAUGAUUCACCCUUAUCCAAAUAAAACCAAAAUACAAAUACAACAAUAUGCAUUUGAAGCUUUCAUUUAAGAGGUUUCAGUUAUUUACAUUUAUUUCCAAUAGAUGACCUCCACGGAGCUCAAAAGUAUUUGGACAAGCUGACAUGAUUGUAACUAUCCACACAUUGUUUAAUACUUCAGAUUGACUGACUGAAGUCUGGAGUGCUUAGACUUACCAAAUUCUGAUGUUCGUCCCAGGCCUUCACCACAGCCACAUUCACUUGUGCUUCACCUUUGUCUUCAGUAAGUAAAAAGUAACCUCGAUUGAGUUGAGAUCAGGCAACUGACUUGGCCAUUGAAUAAAUGAAAGAUCAUUUACAGUUGCUACAUUGUCCUUCUUUUAGGGUUAGGGGGUUACAUUUUUCACACAUAAUACAUGAGUAAUUGCACUUCUUUGUAUAAAAAUACUAUUAUGUAUGUGGAGUUAUAAACCGAAAAGAGCUUCAUAGUUGACCAGUGGAUCAUUGUAAUUCAAUUCAUCUGCUUUUUCUACAAGAACAACUUGAUAUCAGCCUUGAGUUUGUGUAACAUUUUCAAACAUGGAUGUAUUGAUUCAUUUCUCACCUGUCUUCCAGGUCUUAGUCGAUCAAAAGUAUGAUUGAACGCAGCUAAAAAAAACGGUAUUGUUUUGUUUUGUUUUUGUGGCAAUUAUUCACUCAUUUGGAAUUUUAUGCCUGCAACACACCAAAAAAAAGAUGGGACAGGGGCAUGUUUACCAUUGUGUUACAUCACCUAUACUUUGAACACAUUCAAUAAGCAUUUGGGCACUGAGGCCACAAAUUGUUGAAGCUUUGUGGGUGGAACUCUUCCCAUUCUUGCUGAAUGUACAACUUGAGUUGCUCAACAAUCCGGGGUCUCCGUUGUCGGAUUUCGCACUUCCCUGUAUUUUGUUGCCACGGUCCCAUCUUUUUUGGGGGAAUGUGUUGCAGGCAUCAAAUUCAAAACUAGAGAAUAUUUGCAAAAAAUAAUAACGUUCAUCAGUUUGAACAUUACAUAUUUUGUCUUUGUAGUUUAUUCAGUUGAAUAUAUGUUAAAAAGGAUUUGCAAAUCAUUAUUUAUCUAAUUAGUUGUACAACCCUCAAUUCCAAUGAAGUUGGGUUUUGUACAACCCUAUGAUGAGAUAAAUAAUGUAAGAGCACCAAUGGUAAAAAUAUAAACAUUGCGUUCUAUUUCAAGACAUGUUAUAUGAUAUUACAAGAAAUAUCUUUCAGGACAUGUCAUGCUUAUUGUGUUUAUGUAAGAAGUUCACAACCAUUUGUUGAAUGUUUGCCUAUUUGCCUACAGUUGAAACACAUGCAAAACAAAAAAAAAAAGAAAGAAUAAUAAAGAUAAAAAGCUUUCAGUA